Canariomyces notabilis is the source of this 522-nucleotide messenger RNA. RefSeq names its product Scytalone dehydratase. Gene Ontology annotation, biological process: melanin metabolic process. Bases 1 to 522 code for a protein of 173 amino acids. NCBI's taxonomy places the organism in Eukaryota, Fungi, Ascomycota, Sordariomycetes, Sordariales, Chaetomiaceae. The transcript has 3 exons. The record is from RefSeq and is a predicted model, not a curated record. Gene Ontology annotation, molecular function: scytalone dehydratase activity.
AUGGCCACCGCACAGAAGAAGCAGCAAAUCUCCUUCGAGGAAUACCUCGGUUGCUCCGAGGCAGCGUUUGAGUGGGCGGACAGCUAUGACUCGAAGGACUGGGACCGGCUGAGGAAGUGCAUUGCUCCCACUCUGAGGAUCGACUACCGGUCGUUCCUCAACAAGCUGUGGGAGGCGAUGCCGGCCGAGGAGUUCAUCGCCAUGAUCUCAGACAAGUCGGUGUUGGGCAAUCCGCUGCUGCGCACGCAGCACUUCAUUGGUGGCGCCAGCAAGUGGGAGAAGGUGUCGGACACGGAGAUUGUCGGCUACCACCAGCUGCGCGUGCCGCACCAGGUCUACACAGACUCAAGCCUGCAGACUGUUGCCGUCAAGGGCCACGCCCACAGCCACAACACGCACUACUACAGAAAGGUCGACGGCGUGUGGAAGUUUGCCGGCCUCUGCCCCAACAUCCGGUGGUCCGAGUAUGACUUUGACAAGGUCUUUGCCAGCGGCCGCGAUAAUUUUGGCGAUUCGGCCUAG